AUGCCCUCAGAUGCCCCGCCACAGCAGGCAGUGGACAACUACUUCUGUCGAGAUGUCACCGGUGUGCGUGGACGCCCGAAAUCGAACCUGGCCACGGCAGUCAAGGCAAGCACAGCUGCCAGAGACAUGCCACUGAAGAUCAUGAUUGAUCUGAGUGUCCUUAUUGGCUGCUUGCUUCUCUUCAGUCCUCUGUUGCUGAUUGGAUGCAAGGGGUGUGCGGACACGGACCCGUGUUGCCUGAACAAGCGCAUCGUGACACGCCGGGAUCACGUCUGCCGCGCCGCCACCAGCGAAUGCGAUGUGCCAGAGUACUGCGACGGCGAGAAUGCCACAUGUCCAGAGGACCUGACCGCUCGCAAUGGCUGGCCUUGCUCCAAUAGUCAAGCAUACUGCUGGAGUGGAGUUUGCCAAUCAUUAUCGAGCCAGUGUCAGAGGGCCUGGAACGAUUCAGCUCAAGGACAAGCUGCUCGGAAUUGCUUCACAGUCAUUAACACAGUUGGAUUAGAUACUGGCAACUGUGGUUUCAACUUGUCCACUUCCUCCUCCGCAGCAAACUAUAUGCCCUGUGCAGCAGUAGAUGCCCUCUGUGGUACUUUGUUUUGCCGUCCAGGUCUGAAAACUGUCCCAGUCCUUAGUUAUGUUAAAUACAGAACCUAUAUAGUGCGAGGUGUUGACAAAUGCAGAGGUUUCUUUGCAUCUCCACCAAAAAGCCAUGACGACCCAUCGCUCGUGAAUGACGGAACACUCUGUGAUGCCAGCGGUGCUAAUAAGGACCUCGUGUGCCACAGGCAACGCUGCACGGAGAAGUCUCGAGUCACCAGGCAGUGUUCGGCCGAUUCUGAUGGCGGCAAAGAGUGCCAUGGAAUCGGUGUGUGCACAACUGCAACAACCUGCCAUUACCCACCCACACUUGUUGUAAAUUGCACAGUGCCAGCACUCAUGAAUGGCAAUGCAGACAAGACAAUGGUGUCCUAUCCUCAGAGUGUAAACUACAUCUGUAAUACUGGUUAUAGAAUGAAUGGAUCUGCAACACCAAUGUGCAGUGCUGGUGGAACUCUACAAAUGCCUAUUUGCAACAUUGUCAAUUGUACUGCGCCAACGGUCGCCCAUGGCCGUGGUGACAAGAGAGUUCUGUCAUACCUUCAACAAGUGAAUUACACAUGUGACACUGGUUAUAGUGUAAAUGGAUCAGUAACAGCAACUUGCAGUGCUACUGGAACUUUGACAGAGCCGAAGCCUAUCUGCAACAUUGUGAAUUGCACAGUGACAACACUCAUGAAUGGCAGUGCAGACAAGACAAUGGUGUCCUAUCUUCAGAGUGUGAAUUACACGUGUAAUACUGGUUAUAGAAUGAAUGGAUCUGCAACAGCAAUGUGCAGUGCUGAUGGAACUCUACAAAUACCUACUUGCAACAUUGUGAAUUGCACAGUGCCAACACUCAUGAAUGGCAAUGCUGACAAAACCUUGGUGUCCUAUCUUCAGAGUGUGAAUUACACGUGUAAUACUGGUUAUAGAAUGAAUGGAUCUGCAACAGCAAUGUGCAGUGCUGAUGGAACUCUACAAAUGCCUACUUGCAACACAUUAGGAGAUGCAGUAUUCCUGUUGCGAGUUAGAUGGUUGGGCCGACGGAAGACCCUGCCACAGCCGCACAUGAACACUCUAGGCUUUGGCACAGCCGGCCGGGAUGAUUGCACAUGA
Messenger RNA from Sycon ciliatum, 1698 nucleotides. RefSeq names its product sushi, von Willebrand factor type A, EGF and pentraxin domain-containing protein 1-like. Gene Ontology annotation, biological process: membrane protein ectodomain proteolysis. The coding region runs from base 1 to 1698 and encodes 565 amino acids. The record is from RefSeq and is a predicted model, not a curated record. NCBI's taxonomy places the organism in Eukaryota, Metazoa, Porifera, Calcarea, Leucosolenida, Sycettidae. The transcript is spliced from 8 exons.